GUUGGGGAGUGUCACCUUCUAAGGAAGAGCAAAGUGGGGAGAAAAGAGAAAAUAAUAACUUGUUUUGAAUCAUUAACUUUAGCAUUAAGAAAGUGUAACGAAUCCUUAAUGUUAUGGUGUGAAAAUUUUAUCUGGUUGCCAAUUUGUAAUUAGUUUCUGUGUGUUUUUUUGUCGUUAUAAUUUAUUUAUUUUACUUGGGUGGCGUGAUCAUUUUUUUUAACAACUUUUCCUUUUUGUGAUAAUAACGUGAUCGUUCAAGCUAUUUUCAACCAGAAUAUACCGAUAUUGCUUUUAUGAUUCAUUGCUCACCAAAAAUAACUUCUGACUACUGAAGCAAACGUUUUUUUACUACAUUUAAAACUACUAGUCGUUAGCCCGUUGAAAAUCCACGGGUUCGCCCGUCCUUUAUAUACCGCAUCGCGUGCUUCUCGCUAUUGCGCAGCUAAGCUACCAUUUUGCGUGUCAGACAGCCGGACGGACGGGCGGACAGACGUAUACGGGCAUUAUAAUAUAGAUAAAGAAAAUAAAGUAACUAUCAAUUAAGACACUAUAAAUUUAUUAUAUUUCAUGUUGCAAAUCAAUGUGCCUUGAUGCAAUAAAAGAACUGCAACGCCUCAAGUCACUUUCCUUGAACUGUGCACCCCUUUGAAGGCUUUGUAAGGGUGUGACGCUAAGAAAAACGAAUCCUAUAGAGCAUACAUUAUAAGAUAGCAAAUGCAAAGUGUAAUUGUUUGUAACCUAAGUACCAACCUCGUCCCAGAAUUAUUAUUCCUCAACGUUACUGCGCUUUAAGUAGUUAGCGAAAUCACCACUACCAAGGCAAAAUGUCCUGGAGUCGAGCUUGUGUUGAUAUGCAACGUUUUUAUUUUACAUUUUGUUUUAGCUACAUUAUAUUUGUUUGCCAGUUCAUACAGCCUCAAUAAAACGGAUAAAAGUGAUGAACGUUUUUAUUUUACAUUUUGUUUUAGCUACAUUAUAUUUGUUUGCCAGUUCAUACAGCCUCAAUAAAACGGAUGAAAGUGAUGAAUAUUCUAACGUUUGCCCAUUUAAACGAAUCAUGGACCACUUGUUUAUUGAUGCUGAAAAGAGCUUACUUGCUGUAAGACAUUUAAAAGCGAAACUGGUUGAUGGGUACAGCUUUAAAAAGAAUAGAGGAAGAAAAUCCUACAAAUUAACUUCAGUGUAUGUUCAGUCCAUGAAAAUAUUCCAAGACUUUGAUGUGACUGAAAGAAUGGAUUUUGACUCAAAUGUCGUGAGUGAAUAUUUACAAACAUUUCACAACAUUACGAGACACCAAACGAAGUCAACCUUACCUUAUCUGGUGGAGAUGAAGAAAGUUAUAAAAAGAUUAUUUAUACAUAAAUAUCAACUGGAAUUAAGGAAAAAGCAACUCCUAAAACCCCCAUGCCUUGGGAGAGAAUACCAUGUGAAAUUAUGGCGAAGAUUUGUUCCGAAGUUUCAUGCAUGCUGUAAAAAUAAAUCAGAUCAAGUCCUAAGGAUUGUAGAAGAUGUCGAGAUCAUUUUCACGAUUAGGAAGUCUUGGCUUUUUAUGAAAGGAGAAAGCAACUACUGA
This is a messenger RNA of Hydractinia symbiolongicarpus, 1573 nucleotides long. RefSeq lists its product as uncharacterized. The transcript is spliced from 4 exons. The coding region runs from base 938 to 1573 and encodes 211 amino acids. The record is from RefSeq and is a predicted model, not a curated record. Lineage: Eukaryota; Metazoa; Cnidaria; Hydrozoa; Anthoathecata; Hydractiniidae.